AUGGGGCUACGGAACAUUUUUCGAUCGGCUGUUUCUCUACUUCUCGUGUUCCUUUACGUCUCGACUCCAACCAAUGCUGCAGUGAAGAAGUACCAAUUCAACAUUCAAGUAAGCAGUGUGAGCAGAUUGUGCCAUGCGAAGCCGAUCGUCACGGUUAACGGACAAUUUCCGGGCCCCACCGUGUACGCCCGAGAAGGCGAUCGUGUUAUAAUCAACGUCACGAAUUUCGCGCAGUACAACAUGUCAAUUCACUGGCAUGGAUUGAAGCAAUAUCGCAACGGUUGGGCAGACGGGCCCGCAUACAUAACUCAAUGCCCGAUUCAAACGGGCCGAAGCUACACUUAUGAUUUCAACGUGACGGGACAAAGAGGAACUUUGUGGUGGCACGCGCACAUCUUGUGGCUGAGAGCCACCGUUUAUGGCGCGAUCGUAAUAAUGCCCGAGCAAGGAAAACCGUAUCCUUUUCCGCAGCCCGAUUUCGAACACAACCUAGUAUUAGGGGAAUGGUGGAACGAGGAUGUCGAGACCCUCGUCAAACAAGGAGAAAAGCUCGGUGUUCCACCGAAACUCUCGGAUGCGCACACGAUCAACGGCAAGCCGGGCCCACUCUUCCCAUGCUCCGAGAAAUAUACUUACGCGAUCGAAGUCGAGCAAGGCAAAACGUACCUACUCCGCAUCGUCAACGCGGCACUCAACGACGAGCUCUUCUUCGCGGUCGCCGGCCACACGCUGACGGUCAUCGUGGCCUCGUUGAACAACAUAACCUUCGUGAUGCCGCGAACCGCGCUUCUACAAGCGCAUUACUACAAACUACGAGAUGUUUACACGCCCGAUUUUCCCGAUCGGCCCACGAUCCCGUUCAACUACACGGGGGCCCCGUUGACCGCGAACCUCCAAACGAACGUGGGCCCGCGGCCGCGGAUAAGUUGGAUAAAAUUCAACUCGACGGUCGAGCUCGUGGUACAAGACACUAACCUUUUGACGGUCGAGUCCCACCCGUUCCAUCUUCACGGGUACAACUUCUUCGUGGUCGGGACGGGGAUCGGGAAUUUCGACCCGGUUAACGACCCGAAGAAGUACAACUUGGUCGACCCGCCGGAGAGGAAUACGGUCAGCGUGCCGACCGGCGGCUGGGCCGCCAUAAGAUUCAGGGCUGAUAAUCCAGGUGUGUGGUUUUUUCAUUGUCAUUUGGAGGUUCAUACAGGGUGGGGAUUGAAGACAGCAUUUGUGGUGGAAAAUGGACCUCAUAAAGAACAUUCAGUUUUGCCUCCACCAAAAGAUCUUCCAGCUUGUUAA
Molecule: messenger RNA, 1296 nt
Organism: Striga hermonthica
Lineage: Eukaryota; Viridiplantae; Streptophyta; Magnoliopsida; Lamiales; Orobanchaceae
Source: the annotation of a GenBank genome assembly